CCGCCUCUCACUCUCGCUCCGCCCCCAGGCUGCCCGCUCUGCCGCCUAAUUGAGUUCUUGCCGGCCGCGGAGACUUGGAGUGAGCGCGGGACAAAUAACCGAGCGGAGUUAGAACGAUGUCUGGCUGUCAAGCUCCAGGAGACUGUUGCUCGCGGCCAAGUGGCACACAGGACAAGGAGCAUCCCCGAUUCCUGAUCCCAGAACUUUGCAAACAAUUUUACCAUCUGGGCUGGGUCACUGGCACUGGAGGGGGAAUCAGCUUGAAGCACGGCAAUGAAAUCUACAUUGCUCCCUCAGGCGUGCAAAAGGAGCGCAUUCAGCCAGAAGACAUGUUUGUUUGUGACAUCAAUGAGCAGGACAUAAGUGGGCCUCCAGCAUCUAAGAAGCUUAAAAAAAGCCAGUGUACUCCUCUUUUCAUGAAUGCUUACACCAUGAGAGGAGCGGGCGCAGUGAUUCAUACCCACUCCAAAGCUGCUGUGAUGGCUACCCUUCUGUUUCCAGGACAGGAGUUUAAAAUUACACAUCAAGAGAUGAUCAAAGGAAUAAGGAAAUGUACCUCAGGAGGGUAUUACAGAUACGAUGAUAUGUUAGUGGUACCCAUUAUUGAGAACACUCCUGAAGAGAAGGACCUCAAAGAACGGAUGGCUCAUGCCAUGAAUGAGUACCCAGACUCAUGUGCAGUUCUUGUCAGGCGUCAUGGGGUGUACGUGUGGGGAGAAACGUGGGAGAAAGCAAAAACCAUGUGUGAGUGUUAUGACUACCUGUUUGACAUCGCUGUCUCCAUGAAGAAGAUGGGACUGGAUCCAACGCAGCUCCCAGUUAGAGAAAAUGGAAUUGUGUAAGCCAAGUGGAUGCCUAAGUUUCUCCAACAAUAAAACAGACUCAAUCAUGCCUUAAAUAAAACUCAGCUGCUUUUAAAUGAGUUGGAAAUUUUCUUGAUGUCACUAAUUUGUCAGAGAAUACUACCAAUGGUCACAUAUACUGAAUACUGCAGGUAAUACCCUCUGACAUUAAAUAUGUGUUUAUAUUCUUAUAGAUGUGGGUGACAGGGAGGUAGAAUAAAAACUUAUUUUAUUUAGUAUUUUCUUAUUUUAAAAAUUGUAAGAGAAAAUUACUUGCCUUUAAGUUAAUUCCUUUUGUAUACAUUCUCAGAGAAUUCUUUUUUUAUCUUUAAAACACUGGUAAUUGUAAAACUUACUUGAAAUUUUCCACUUAUUUAUGGAAUAAACAUUUUAUUUUAAUUUGA
Molecule: messenger RNA, 1246 nt
Organism: Mastomys coucha (southern multimammate mouse)
Lineage: Eukaryota; Metazoa; Chordata; Mammalia; Rodentia; Muridae
Gene: Apip
Product: APAF1 interacting protein
Exons: 7
Coding region: 117-842 (241 amino acids)
Cellular component (GO): cytoplasm
Molecular function (GO): methylthioribulose 1-phosphate dehydratase activity; metal ion binding
Source: RefSeq, a predicted model, not a curated record